This is a messenger RNA of Salpingoeca rosetta, 5454 nucleotides long. RefSeq lists its product as uncharacterized. Lineage: Eukaryota; Choanoflagellata; Craspedida; Salpingoecidae. The transcript has a single exon. Gene Ontology annotation, cellular component: nuclear RNA-directed RNA polymerase complex. The record is from RefSeq and is a predicted model, not a curated record. Gene Ontology annotation, biological process: regulatory ncRNA-mediated heterochromatin formation. Bases 1 to 5454 code for a protein of 1817 amino acids. Gene Ontology annotation, molecular function: helicase activity.
AUGUCGUUUCGUCAACGUGGUGGUGGUGGUGAUGGCAGCCGCCCUGGCUCUGCACAACAUCACCCACGAGGACGCGGGCGUGGUCGUGGUGGCAGCCGCGGUGGUCGUGGUGGCGAGCGUGGUCGAGGUGGUGGUCGUGGUCGUGGCCGUGGCGGUAGUGGGCGCCGGAACAGGCGCGAAGACGACCCCAGGCGCCGCUACUUUGAUGCCAUCAAGAAAAAAGACGGAAGCGCCACGAUCAAGAGCCACCGCGACUGCGAGAGGUUCCUGGAGAACGUGAGAGAGCACAACGACCGCAUCCACCUGAUGUAUUCCCUGGAGUCCACAGACAUGCUCAACCGCCUCACGCUCUUCCUUGGACCAACCAACAACGUCAACGCGUACCUUCGCCAGUACCUCAUCCCGGCGCUGGAGAUCUUUGCCGAGGGCGACUGCGACCUGCCCUCCAUGCAAAACCAGCGCGACACCAUCUUCCUGGCCCUCAUGGAAGCACCAAACCUCUUCCCGCACUUCACCAAAUACCUCAAGCUUGGCGCUGCGCCAGACACCCACGUCUCCUUCCUGGGCUGGUUCCUCACCGAGCUCGCCGGUGCCGCCCGCCGCAACAACAAGCGCGACGAGAUCCUCGAGCGCCAGGACCUCAAGGACCUUGUGGAUACCCUCUGCGCCAGAGAAGUUCCGUUUGCAGAGGUGCUGCGCGGGCACCUGGCCACCAACGGCAACGGCAACGGCAACGGCAACAACGCCCUGCCCCCAGACCAGCUGCACCUCGCCGCCUUCGACCCGGACUCUGACGCCCUCGUGCCCUUCCGCGACAUCAGCGUCACCCCAACUGUCAACGAUAUUGGCCAAGCACCGCCAGCGCACCUGCCCCGCCCGCCCUUCACCGACAGCCUGGAGGCCGUGCUCAACGGCCAGUUCCGACUCCUGCGCGAGGCGCUGCUUGGGCCCAUUCGCGAACGGCUACAGGACGCCGCUGUCACCAGGGCCAGCGGCAAGGAGGCGUUCCGCACCCUGUUCAAGGUUGGUCCCGUUGGCGCCAACGCCAAGUACGGCGCAGAGAUGACGUUUACCUUUGAGCUGCAUCACAACCACCCGUACCACAAGCGCAAGAAGAGCGACAAGGCAAUGUUCUGGGAGCGCACGUCCCUGCUCAAGCGUGGCUCGCUGGUGCUGCUGCUGCAGAACGGCGAGCCCGCCAUGCUGGCAGAGGUGAUGCAGCGCGACCCAAAGACACUGCUCAACGACCAAACCGUCGGCCUGCGCAUGCUGGAGCCGGGCCAUCUCGACGAUGUCAUCAAGCAGAGGACCACGCGCUACCACGGGUACACCAUGGUCAUGGUCGCGCCAAACUUCUUCGCCUUCCGCCCCAUUCUGCAGCGUUUGCAGGACCUGCACCAGCUCCCCUUCAAGGAAGAGCUGCUUGGCGGCCAGCCGCCAGAGGGCGAGCGCGCACCGGAGUACUGGCGCGACGACGUGCAGGUCGAGGCAGCUGCACUGGCGGAGGAGCUCACACUCAACCCGAGCCAGCGUGAAGCGCUCAUGCACGGCAUGAGCAACCGCGUUGCGCUCAUCCAGGGCCCGCCAGGCACAGGCAAGACCUUUAUUGGCGUGGCGCUGGCCAAGCUGCUGGUGCGCACGUGCAGACAGCGCAUCCUGCUGUGCUGCUACACCAACCACGCCCUCGACCAGUUUCUGAUGGAGCUCAUCGAACACGUCACCAAGAACGUGGUGCGCAUUGGCGGGCACUGCAAGGAGGAGGCACUGGAGCCAUACCGCUUGGAGAUGGGCAAGUCCGACUGGACGCGUGACCAGGCAUCGCGGUACCACGAGCUCAAGGACGAGCGCACCCAACUUGAGAAGGACGUUCAACGGCUCGACAACGCACUGAAGAUGAAGAUGGGCGUCAAGUGGUGGUCGACGCUGAGGCGGCACCUCGAAGACGAGCACCCAGACAUGUGCACAAGCCUGUCGCUGCCUCCACAUGCCGCCGAACCACUGCUGCGGCAACAGCAGCAACAGCACCGGCGGCGCAACCGACACGAGGCGGAGGGCGAUGGGUUUCAGGUGGUCGGGAAAGACGGCAAGGCCGUGGGGCUCGAGUAUCUCUUUGAGCGGUGGUACGAGGGCAAGGACGCAGGCGUGUUUGCCCAGUACAGGGCAGGCGACCCGCUGUGGGCGUUGUCAAAGAAGGAGCGGCGAGCCAAGUUUGGCGAGUGGGAGGAGGAGAUCCGGGCCCCGCAGCGCGAGGAGUUGGCGCGCAAACUUCGACGCAUCCGCACCAUCACGGCCGAGAUUGACGCGCUGCGUGCGUGCGGGCAGGAGAAGAAGCUGGCCAACGCCGAUGUCAUUGCGUGCACGACGUGGGGCGCGGCGCAGAACGCCAUGCUGCUGCAGCGCGUGCGCAUGCCCGUGGUGAUGGCGGAGGAGGCCGGGGAGGUGCUGGAGGCGCACAUCCUGACUGCGCUCCCGCGCGACUGCAAGCACCUCAUCCUCAUUGGCGACCACAAGCAGCUGCGGCCCAAGGUGGACCACUACCCGCUCACCCGCGAGUCCGGCAAAGGGUUUGACCUCAACGUGUCCAUGUUUGAGCGGCUGGCCGACACGCUGCCCGUGGCCAAACUCCAAGUGCAGCACCGCAUGCGGCCCGAGUUUAGCCGGCUCGUGCGCGAGGUGUUCUACCCUGGCGUGCUCGGCGACCACCACAGCGUGGAAGGGCGUGAGCACAUCCGCGGCCUGCAGGGCGAUUUGGUCUUCAUCAACCACAAGGAGCUCGAAGCGGCGGCGCAGGCGAAGAUGGUGCAGCACCAGUCGCACAGCAACCCGUACGAGGUGGGCAUGGUGCGCGCCACCGUGCGCUACCUCAUUCAGCAGCAGUACGACCCCAGUGAGAUUGUGGUGCUCACGCCCUACCUUGGGCAGCUGCUUGAGCUUCGCACGGCGCUGGCCGACGUGACGCACAACGUCGGCGUGGCCAUCGACGACCGCGACAUUGCGGACGCGCGGCAAGCUGGCGCAGACCUCGACACCAGCGUCAGGCACGAGCACGUGCACCGGGCGGCCACAGCCGGCAAAAAGGGCGCCAAGGACAAGGCGGGCGACGACAGGCAGCAGCAGCAGCGGAAGAACGGUGAUGCUGGUGGUGGUGGUGGUGGUGGUGCUGAUGAUGAUGGCAAGGGUAAUGAUGACGUUGGGGAUUUGAAGAAGCAGAAGCAGGCAAAGGCGAAGGCGGUGCGUGUGGCCACGAUUGACAACUACCAAGGGGAGGAGUCGAACAUCAUCAUCCUGUCCCUGGUGCGCAGCAACAAGCAAGGCAGCAUUGGCUUCCUCAAGGAGAAGGAGCGGGUCAACGUCAUGCUGUCACGUGCCAAGCUGGGCAUGAUCAUCAUUGGCAACCUGGACACCUUCUACUUCGCCAAGGCAGAAAAAGGCCGCGACAUGUGGCAGAAGCUCAUCGACAUUGUUCCUGCGGGCUGCAUCACGGCCGGCCUGCCGGUGUGCUGCCAGCAGCACGCGGAGGUGCGCAACGUGCUGCGAACGCCGCAGGAUUUUGACCUGCACGCGAGGGACGGCGGGUGCGAGCGCCAGUGCGUGUCUGUGCUUGCAUGCGGCCACCCGUGCCCGCUCAAGUGCCACAGCGGCAGCCACGACCACAUCCGCUGCACCCACGAGGAGUUUGUCAAGUGCCACAGCGAGAAGCACGUGCUGCAGGUGAAGUGCUACCAGCUUCGGGCAGUGGAGGAGAUGCGCAAACCACUGGAGACGCAGCAGCGGCGCGUCAGCACCAGCGACACCCCUUCGUUGUACUGCUCCUUCUGUGUGCGCGAGGGAAACCUUAAGCGAUCGUUGGAGCGUGCCAAGGAGCAGCGACAGAAGCAAGAGAUUGACAAUCGCGUCAAGAUGAAGCUCAUGUACGAGGAGAUUAUGGUGGAGCACGAGAGGCAGCUGGCCGAGCUGGAGCAAACGCGCCACACGCGCGACUACGAAGCGGAGAGGAGGCAAAAGGAAAACGAGAUGCUGGAGAGCGUGAAGCAGAUACGGCGGCAGAUGCAGCAAGAAACGGCCGAGGCCGAGGAGCAGCUGCUCAAGGCCACUCAGGACAUGAACGCCAAGCUGAAGGACCUUGAGGAGCAGGCGCAGAGAAAGCGCGUGCAGCUGACAGGGGAAAUGACGAAGCGCCUGCAACAGCUGCGGCAGGAGGAGGAACGGGCGCGGACAGUGGCAGACGAGCGCGCACGCGACGAGCAGCGGCGACUGCAGGAACAGCUGCGGGCAGAGCAGCAGCGCAUUCGCGGGCUGGAGGCCACGCUGGCAGCGCAGGGGGAGCAGCACAGGCAGGAGGUGGAGGAGAGGCGCGCGCAGGUAUUGCUCGAGGCACGGCGCAGGCAGCAGCACCUGCAGAACUUGAUUCGCACCAACAGGGCCCGCACCAACGCGGAGCUGAGGCAGGUGGAGGCCGCCAAGAAGCAGUUGGCCGAGGAGGAGUUUGAGUGCUGCAUCUGCUUCGACGUCAAGCAGCGAGUGGACGGCAUCACGUGCAAGCGCAACCCCCAUUUCAUGUGUGACGAGUGCUUUGAUGGGUACGUGCACAGCAUCGCCACACACGAGGAGCGGCUGGCAAACGGCCCUGAGGUCCGCUGUCCCGGUAUCGACUGCGACAGCCCCGCCUUCACCUUCCGGGAGGUGGCCCAGCACGUGGGGGAGGAGACGAGCGAGCAGCUGUUCAAGCUCAUCCGAGAACUGGCAGAGAAGGACGCCAACGCUGACUCGCGGAGGCGCAUUGAAGAAGAGGUGGAGCGAAGGCUGAAGCAGACGCAGCAGGAGCGCAAGAAGGAGGAAGCACGCAAGCAUAUUACAGGGGAGAUUCUCACGCUCCGCUGUCCUCGCUGCAAGACGGCCUUUGUUGACUUUGACGGCUGCUUUGCCCUCACUUGCAACAACUGCAAGUGCGGGUUCUGUGCGUGGUGCUUGAGGGACUGCGGAACGAACGCGCACCAAUGUGCUGCCAGGUGUGGCACGCGCCAUGGCGGACGUGGAUACCACGGCACAGAGCAGCAGUUCAACGACCACCACAGAAAGCGACGUCAGCGCCUGCUGGACGAGUACAUGGCCACGCUUGAGCCCGAAGUGCGCGAAGCCGUUACAGUUGCCUGCGAGAAGGAUGCGCGUGACCUUGGACUUGUCAUCUCGUCCAGGCCACGACGACGCUCGCCAUCACCGCCACCGGCAGCAGCGGUGGCACGUGCAAGGGCUGAUGGUGUUGGUGGCGAUCGUCGUGUAGCCCAGCGCGGGCGUGAUGGCUUGGCCGCACGAUUGCGUCGCCAGCCGCUUGUCGGUGCACGGCGCCACGAUCCCUUUGGCCUUGUGAACAACGUUCAUGGUGAUGACGACGACGAUGAUGACGACGACGACCACGUUAUUGCGCGGCAACUGGAACAGAUGCAAUUCUGGUGA